Molecule: messenger RNA, 1364 nt
Organism: Haemorhous mexicanus (house finch)
Lineage: Eukaryota; Metazoa; Chordata; Aves; Passeriformes; Fringillidae
Product: tetraspanin-15-like
Exons: 8
Coding region: 296-1198 (300 amino acids)
Cellular component (GO): membrane
Source: RefSeq, a predicted model, not a curated record
GGAAAAUCCCUUGCCAGCCGCUCCUGUCUCCGCAGCGCGGAGUCUCUAAAGGGUUAACGCGGCCGCGCUCGGCCCCUGCGGGCGGAAAUCGGCCCCAAGUUCGAAUUGCCCGCAGGAAUCGCGGCCGGGAAGGAGCCGGGAAGAGCCAGGGGUUCCAAUUCCCGCAGGAAUCGCAGCCGGGAAGAGCCGGGCAUGGCCCGGACCUGCCGCGAGUCCCAGUUUUAUUACUACGGCAUCAAAUUCGCGCUCUCCGCCUACGCCACGCUCUUCUCGAAUCCCGGAGUAAUUCCCAUCAAUGCCCGUGCAGCUGCUGGGGCUGCUGCUCCUGGCCGUGGGGAUCUACGCCGAGGCGGAGCGGCAGCGGCACCGCACGCUGGAGGGGAUCUUCCUGGCGCCGGCCGUGCUGCUGCUCCUGCUGGGAUCCUGCGUCUUCCUGGUGUCCUUCGUGGGCAUGGUCGGCAGCCUCCGCGACAACCGCGCCCUGCUCCGCACGUUCUUCUGGGUGCUGCUGCUGAUCUUCCUGACGGAGCUGCUGCUGAUCCUCGUGGAGAUCAUCUUCGAGAGCAAGAUGAACGAGGUUUUCCACUCCAACAUCCAGGAGGGAAUCCGGCACUACUACGACGACCUGGACUUCAAAAAUAUCCUGGAUUUUGUGCAGGAAAAGUUUUCCUGCUGUGGAGGGGACGAAUUCCGGGACUGGGAGGUGAACCAGUACCACCAGUGCAACGGCAGCGGGGCCCUGGCCUGCGGGGUGCCCCACUCCUGCUGCGUCCGAGGGGCUCCCGGCGGAGUGGUGAACACCCUGUGCGGGUACCGCGCCCUGGACAAGGAGCGCCUGGAGCUGCUGGGCACCAUCCACGUCCGGGGCUGCAUCCACGCCGUGGGGCUCUGGCUCAAGGACAACUUCCAGGCCACCCUGGCCAUCGUCUGCUCCCUGCUGCUGCCUCAGGUGCUGGGGCUGGCCAUGGCCUGGCUGCACUGGCAGCAGCUGAACGAGCUCCGUUCCCGCUGCGAUUCCGUGGAUUCCCGGCCGGUCCCGGCGGCUGCGGGCGCGGCCCCGCUGGAUCUGCGCGGCGCCGGCUGCUGCUGGUGCCUGCCCCGGGAGGGCGGCUACGGAAACCCCGGGAAUGCCGGCCCGGAGGAGGAGGAGGAGGAGGAGGAGGAGGAGGAGGAAGGAGCCGCCUGCCUCAAAGUGUGAGGAGCACUCGGACUCGGACUCGGACUUGGAGCAGAACGUUGGAAAAAUGGGAUUUUUCCUCUCAGGUCCUGGAUUUCCUUUGGGAAAAUUGGGAAAAAUUUGGGAAUUUUUUUUAUUCUCAGCUCCUGUUGGGAAAAGUGUAAAAAAAUGGGAUUUUUUCUUCUCA